CUCUUCUCACAGUCCCAAAAUCCUUCCCUCCGAUGAACCAUGUCAAGAAUUUGACGACCCAUGUCCAGAAUUUAAUAUCAAACACGUAUUCUCUUCUCAAUACCCAGAAGAAUUGCACAACCCAGUUCUCAUUCCGGAUUCGUUCCCUCCGGAGACCCAAGAUAAUAGCCUUCGUGGUCGGAGCCGCACUCCAGCUCCGACGCCGUCGCUGGAAUACCUAUCAGAUCAUUGUUUUGACUCUUAACUAUAAUAUGCAGAAACUUGUUGGCAUGGGAGGUGAAGGUGGAAUGGGUGGGACGGAUUUCUCGAAACUUGCUGGCAUGGGAGGUGAUGGUGCAAUGGGUGACUUUGAUGAUAGCGAUGAUGAGUUCAUGCAUUCUUGGUUCUAAGAUACAGCAAAAGGGUGAUCAAGAAGAAGCUCCAGCCAAUAUGCAGUCUCCUAGCCUAAAUAUGACAGAUGUUGUCGGGGUGUCUGUGAAAUGUUACUUUGUCUCAACAGGUUGAAACUACUAAGUGUUGACAAUAGUUCCUCAGAGGUUUACAAACAGCGAGUCAAGAAUCUGCUUAAGUACCAAGUUCAUGGUUAGCUUAUUGAAGUUCUAAGUCAACAAUCUGCUUGUGUACCAACCGUAGAUGAACUCUACUUUUAAGUUGAGAGUAUAAGGAUGUUGAGCAUUGUUAUUUUGGUUGACUUGGCAACGUUGGUGUAUAUUUUGUUGAGCAUGUUGCCACUGAUCGAAAGAUGUUGUUUCAGAUGUUGGGCUCUCAAUUCUCAAUACAUGUGUAUUUGUAUGACUAUAUUUCACUAUUUCUGAAUUGUUACUGAUUUCCAAGUAAA
This is a messenger RNA of Rosa rugosa (rugosa rose), 838 nucleotides long. RefSeq lists its product as uncharacterized. NCBI's taxonomy places the organism in Eukaryota, Viridiplantae, Streptophyta, Magnoliopsida, Rosales, Rosaceae. The record is from RefSeq and is a predicted model, not a curated record. Bases 33 to 389 code for a protein of 118 amino acids. The transcript is spliced from 3 exons.